Messenger RNA from Lactuca sativa (garden lettuce), 1153 nucleotides. Its product is annotated as prohibitin-3, mitochondrial. The record is from RefSeq and is a predicted model, not a curated record. Gene Ontology annotation, biological process: mitochondrion organization. Gene Ontology annotation, cellular component: membrane; mitochondrion. Lineage: Eukaryota; Viridiplantae; Streptophyta; Magnoliopsida; Asterales; Asteraceae.
CUGUCUAAAAGAAGACUAAAACCCUUGUGUCUCCAUCUAUCGAUUUUCUGCAAAUUCAGCCGGAAAAAAUGGGAACCAAUCCAUCCGCCAUGUCGUUCCUCACCAAUAUAGCACGCGCCGCCUUUGGUCUAGGAACCGCUGUCACCGUCGUCAAUUCCUCCCUCUACACCGUCGAUGGCGGCCAACGCGCCGUUCUCUUCGAUCGUUUCCGUGGAGUCAUUGACGAGACUGUUGGGGAAGGCACUCAUUUCCUUAUUCCAUGGCUUCAGACCCCGUACAUCUUUGACAUACGCACCAGGCCUCACACAUUCUCAUCGAUCUCCGGCACGAAAGAUCUUCAAAUGGUUAACCUAACUCUCCGUGUCCUCUCACGCCCCGAAGUCAACCGAUUGCCGGCGAUUUUCAAAACCCUAGGUCUCGAGUACGACGAGAAGGUUCUUCCGUCGAUCGGAAACGAAGUUCUGAAGUCCGUCGUUGCUCAAUUCAACGCGGAUCAGCUUCUCACUGAGCGUCCACAGGUUUCGGCUUUGGUUCGUGAUAGUUUGGUCCGCAGGGCUAAGGAUUUCAAUAUCGUCCUUGACGACGUUGCGAUCACUCACUUGUCUUACGGCGCUGAGUUCUCGAAGGCGGUGGAACAGAAACAGGUGGCGCAGCAAGAGGCGGAGAGAUCUAAGUUUGUGGUGGCGAAAUCUGAGCAGGAACGACGGGCGGCGAUUAUUAGGGCUGAAGGUGAGAGUGAGUCUGCGAAGUUGAUUUCUGAUGCCACUUCUGCUGCUGGAAUGGGAUUGAUCGAGCUUAGGAGAAUUGAAGCAUCGAGGGAGAUUUCUGCAACUUUGGCUAGGAGUAACAAUGUCAUGUAUCUUCCAAACACAGGGAGCCAGAUGCUUCUAGGGCUUAACCCUUCUCGCUAAACAGAUUUUAGCUUAUCUUUUUCAAGACAUUGUUUUGUCAUCUUUUGAGAGAAUAACCAGGUGAAUCACGAACUUUUUUGCUGUUCUUUUUAAUUGUUUUAUGUUUACAGGCUGAUGAAAUUCAUAUAGAAAUGAUGUUAUAAUACAGUUCCUAUUAGUAGUCAAUGAUCAUUUUGAAAUUUGAACUCCUUGGUUAUUCUUCAUUUGUUCAAAAUGUGAAAUUGGAAGACAAUUUGCUUUUA